Messenger RNA from Thamnophis sirtalis, 2526 nucleotides. Lineage: Eukaryota; Metazoa; Chordata; Lepidosauria; Squamata; Natricidae. The record is from RefSeq and is a predicted model, not a curated record.
AUGUUAAACUAUCGUAAGGUUUAUGGAGCAGUGUUGAAUAUAAACAGGGGAAAUCCAUUCAAAAAGGAAGUGGUUGUGGAUUCAUGGCCAGAAUUUAAAGCUGUGAUUACUCGCCGACAAAAAGAGUCCAAAAGUGAUGCCCUAGACUACUUUACAAAUGCCUGUGCUGUCUUCUACAAAAAUCUGGACGCUUACCAGGCAUUGUUGGAGAACCCAGAAACUAUAAACUGGGAGCAAGCCUUCCAGAUACAAGGUUUACAGGAUGGCUUAUACAAAACUUCCAAGAUUGUUGCUGAUGCCAAGCAUGUAAAUUUGAAGUUGUCUUCUUUCAAAAUGGUAAUCUACCCAGAACCAGAUGCACUUCCAGAUGUUCAACUUCCGUUAGUUCCUGCACCAAAACUUACUUCCCUUGAUGCAUCUCAUGCAAGUCUGCUGAAUAACACCUGGUCCCGAGGAGGAAGUGAUCAAUGCCAGAAAUACCUCAUCAACCUCAUUUGCUGUUUCCCCAGCAUGUGCAUUUUGGAUGAACAUGGAUGCCCCAUCUCCUGGGGUCUGACAGACCAAUUUGCUACUAUGAUCCAUGGCUACACUUUGCCCAAGCAUCGUAGGAAAGGGUACAGCCGUCUCAUUGCAACAAAUCUAGCUAAGAUGUUACACAGCAAGGGGUUUCCAGCUCAAGGAAAUGUUCUGGAGGAUAACUUACCAUCAUUAACUCUGCUAAAAAGCAUGAAUGCCAGAUUAUUACCUUGUCAGUUUGUCAGACUUAUCCACACCCCUUUCUGCCUUUUAGCUAAACCUAAGUGAACUUGGUGAAUUUUUUAAAAAAAUCUAUGAUGAUAGCUACCUAAUUUGAGGACUCAUACCUUGUAUUUGAUGUUAUACACGUCUGAACAUGUUAUGAUAUAUUUAGACAUAACCUUGAAGUCCAUUUAUGAAACGGCAAUGCUAUUCCAUAUUAAAGUUAAUGCGAGUUUUAAAGGAACAACAGUUGUUUUCAAGCUUAGACAGAAGACUGAGAAGAGUUAUUUAACAAAUAAUAAAGUAAUGUUCAAUUGGAAGCACUUAUUGAUAAUUGUUUUCAUAGAAUGCAAAGACUUUUUAAAUUCUCCAACUCAAAUCAUUCAAUCUUCUCCAUAUUAGUUUCCAAACCCAUUGAAUCUUGUAUAUUCUUUGAUUCUUGUAUAUCCUUUGAAUCUACAUAGAUGUGAUGAAAUAUAAUAAGGAGGUGGAUUCCCAAGAGAGAAAGGGUGCAUUUCAGAGGAGUAAGAGGCAACUCAGUUCAGAUUCUACGUAUGUGAGAAAUAGAGUGAAGACAGCCCUUCCCUUUGCAGCGUAUAUCGUAUUCAGAUAGCAAAGUGCUCUGUCUGGCAAGAUUUUGUGUAGAUCAUUACAAUUUAGGUUUUGAACAACAUCUGAAAACUAAAUAAUAUAGAGAGCCAGCCCGCCUUAGCCAUGAUACUACUACAUGGGUGACUUUGGGCCAGUCACACUCUCAGACCAAACCACCACACAAGGUUAUUGUUGUGGAGAAAAGAGGAGUAGUAAGAUGUAUUGGAUAUGUUCACCAAAUUGGGUUGUUUAUAAUAUGAAUAAAGAUGGGAGACAAAUAAAUAAAUAAAUAAAUAAAUAUCGAAUUAUGUUGUCAGAGUUUGCCACUCUGUUAAAAUAAAGCCAUUUCGAAGGCUAAGGAAACACCUUGUUAUGAUUUUUUCUGUUGGAUUAACAUAACACAGCACAGAUUUUGUAAAGAAUGGGGGCGACAUAAGUCCAAAAACAGGAGUGGGGUCCAGAUCAUCUUUAGAUGUUCCUGGGGAUGGCUAGAAGUAAAUCUCUGAAAGAGGCUGGUAAAAAAGAGGAAUAGCUCCAUUUUAACAAGGUUCUCCCCAGCAUGUAUUCUCUGACCUGGAAGAAAACCCACAAAAGGUGGCUUUAUUUAUUUCUUAAAAUAUUUUAAACUAUAGGUUCCCAAUCUAACAUUGUCCAAAGGAAUAAUUAUAUUCUUAAAGAUUUAAAUGCUAAAAUAUAUAUAUUCUUAAAAUACGUUAAUCUAGGAAUCUCUUUUAAUACAUAUAUUAAUGUAACAAUUUUUACAUUUUCUUUCUUUACAGAGUCAUAGACAAUGUAAACCAUAUGUUCAAGCUUGAAAUAAACAGAAAAAAAUGCAUCCUACUAACAAAGAUUUUUCUUUGAAUAAUUGUUGUAGCAUAUUUAAACAAAUGCAAACACCAAGUUAAUGUCCUUUUUAUAGACUUUGAUAGAUUCCUUAGAACCAGCAAGGACCAUAUCAGUUAACUGGAUAACCUGAUUAAUUGCUAAAAUUUAUACCAGCAUCAAUAUAUUUUGGAAUAUUCAUAGUUAUUAGUCAUCAGGUUUACCUUUAACAUUGUCUUAUAAGGCCUCCUCAAAUCCAUUGUGUGCAGCUUGUCAAACAUUGGAACACCGCUAUAAUGCCACCCCUAGUUCUUCUUUUCACUAGACUACUCAAUUCCUGCAAUCAUUCUUUCUAUGUUUUAGCCUCCAGCCCUC